UCUCACCGCUCUGCCCGCGCCCUGCAGGUGCUUGCGUUUAUUCCCACAAGGUUCCUUCCGCUAGCUCGAGCACAAGGGUCAUCAACCAACCACCCAAUUGCCUCCAGUGGAAUACAGCACGUACCCAUAAAUUAAGUACUAAUGGCCACCAUACAUCAAAGAGACGAGCUUGAGCUUGAAACGAAUAGAGCUGGGCCUUGUGGGAACCAAUUCAAGUACUAUAAUAUCAUCAACUCGAGUCUAGCUGCCUGUCUUUUAACACUUGCUUACCAAGCUCGUUCAGAUGGCAUGUGCUUGUGCCUUGAAGACCGCAACACCACCAGCGCCAGACCCAGAGCCUAGUCUUUAUUUUACUCUUAGAGUUGCAAUUAGUUUUGUUGAUCAGAUCAGGUGGGAGCAAUGUGUAGAUGGACAUACACAUCUUUGGCUCAAGCAUAUCGCUGGCCCGCCUGGCCUGAGCUUGAUCACUUCUUCAGGGGCACCACAACUGAGGCUCCUUCAGUUCAGUGGCACUAGUACUAUAUCACUAGAGACUUCAAUACUGAAUGAGCCCAUUCGCUUGCCAAGUCCAGCAGCCAAACCAAAUGUAAUCCUUUGAUCCCACCCUCACUCCUAUCAACUCCAGACAUAGCUGCAGAGGUCGAAUGGAUGUCCAGUGUUGUUAGCACUCUCAAACUUGCCUGUCGUACAGCCUUGCACGCUGCUCUCUCUACUCUGUUUUUAAUGGAGUGGUAAAAUCUAUCUUUAACAUAUAGAGCACAUGUUAGUAGAACAACUGUUUAGCAGAGCCUUGGGCUAAUGUAUCAAAAUACAUGUUGUAUUCCUCUUAAAAAGACCAGCGAGCCUCUCCCCGAUAGGUACAGAGUAUAUUAUGGGGCGACAGGAGUUACUUUUCCUAUUGGUUAUUAUUACUAGUUAUUUGUAGCUGUCCAUUUUUUGAGUCUGUGUGACAAGUGGAGCUAAUAGCCUGAUUAUUAUUACUGCAGAACUACUUUUGGCUUUGUGCAGCUGCCUAGUGCUUUCGCCUCACACUUGUGCUUUUCAAGCAAAGCAGAUAUACCGCGUUAGCUUUGUCUAAUCGCUGAUUAAUUAACACUCGCUUACCAAGCUCAUUCACAUGGCAUGUCCUUGUGCCGGCCAUCUGGCCUUGAAGACCGCAACGCCACCAGCAUGAGACCCGCAGCUGGCCCAGUCUUGUUUUAACUAUUGCUUAAUUUGCUUGGGUAGCGAUUAGUUCAGUUGAUGAUUUGUACCUGCUGAUCACCAAUACAAAUUGGGAGACAUCAUAUAGCAUAGCAAGUAAAGGUAGUAGCUCAUAUCUAGAUACACACACACACACACACAUCUCUCUUGUUUAUAUGGACCAACGCCUACAUGCCACUAAAUAGCUCGCACCUUUUACUAAUUACUCCCUCUGUCCCACAAUAUUAGAUGUUUUUGCAAGCUAACACCUCCGUCCCACAAUAUUAGAUGUUUUUGCAAGCUAUGUUAGCUUGCAAAAAUGUCUUAUAUUGUGGGACGGAGGGAGUACAUGUUAGUAGAGCAGUUGUUGACCAAAGUCUUGGCUUAACACAUCGGCGGUUUACAUGACAUUUUCAUAUUUUGUGAUUCAACCUUAUCCAAUAGUUUGACCAAUAACACAUGAGCCAUAUGUCAUAAUAAUUAUAGCAUUGGAAACUUUAUUCGAGUACAAAUUCAGUGACAUGUUUGUUGUGGCGGAUACCCUGCAUUUUGUUGGCCAAACCAAUUUCGAAUCUCAAAAUACGUGAAGGCCAAGUACACUGGAUGGAGGGAGAAGUUUAUCUGUAGCACAUGACAGCCACUAGCCUAUCUUUUUAAAUCCAUGUGACAAGUGCAGCUAUCCCGCUAAUACUUAAUUAGUAUACUACUUACUCCCUCCAUUCCAAAAUAGAUGAUCCAAGUUUGUACUAAAGUUAGUACAAAGUUGAGUCAUCUAUUUUGGAACGGAGGGAGUACUAGAUAACAAUGAGCAUCCAAUGUACAUCAGAUCCGUUUGAGGACGAAACACUCACUAACUCGCCCUCUCUCUGCCGCUUGCUCUCUUCUCCCUGCCUUCGCCCCCUGCUGCUUUGCUUCAUCUCCUCCCCCUUGCCUGCAUCUCCGUCGCCGAGAGACUCUCGGCGACGGCAGCACCUGGAUCUGGACCGCCGCACAUCACAAGGUAUCAAGGUAGACUCUCUCUCUUGUGCCACUAGAUAUUUUGGUAUCUAGUGGUCAAAACCAAACAUUUGAAGACAUAGGUUUGAGCAAUUUAAAUGAGUUAGUCAUCCAUGGAUUUUUCAGAGAGGAGAAACCUAAUUAUGGUAUGCGUUAUGUUAUGCAUGACCUACUGCAUGAUUUGGCAUUGAAGGUUGCAUCUUAUGAUUGUCUUAGUUUACGUCUCCCUAGUGUUGGAUCAAUGGAGAUUCAGCCAACCACCUGUCACUUGUCUAUAAGCACAGAUGACUUAGGGAAAUAUGAUGAAGUGUCUGGUGAAAAAUUAAAGAGUGAAUUGGAAGAACUGAAGACAAGAUUUAAGGUUGAACAUUUACAUACAUUGAUGUUAUUUGGAAAAUUGGAUGAAGGUUUUGUCAAGAUAUUUGGUGAUUUUUUUGGGAAAGUGAAUGUUCUUCAUGUUCUUCGUUUGCCCAGCAUGCUUUGUUCAGUGGAGUCAAUGUUACAUAACUUUUCAGGACUAGUCCACCUACGAUACCUAUGUUUAGGGACAGAUGAGAGUCAGAUGCAUUUACCACUUAGCAUCUCAAAAUUUUAUCAUUUAAGAAUUUUAGAUCUUCGAUUGUGGGGUGGCAGUCAUGAUUUGCCCGAAAACAUGAGCAACCUUGCCAAAUUAUGCCAUUUUUAUGUCCCAUAUAAUGGGCUUCAUUCUGAUAUUUAUUGUGUGGGAAAACUUAAACUCUUAGAAGAGUUAAAGGUAUUUGAAGUUAACAAAAAAAGCGAAGGGUUUGAACCACAGCAACUAGAGCACUUGACAAAGCUAAGGGAGCUUGGCAUCUACAACCUUGAGAAGAUAGAUACUGUAGAAGAAGCAGGUCAAGCAAAACUGAUGGAGAAAAAAUAUUUGAGGAAGUUAACAUUGGAAUGGGAUAGUGGGCGGACAAGUGUUGAGCCUGGUGUGGAAGCAGUGGUUCUUGAGAGACUUCAACCACAUGGAGAUAUUCAAGUGUUGUGCAUUAGAGGGCACGGAGGCCCUUCUUGUCCAACAUGGCUGGGUGAUGACUUCACUGUUGAGGCUCUACAAUUUCUUUAUCUUGAUGGUGUUUCUUGGGAUGUUUUCCCUUCUUUAGGGAAGGCGUGGGAUCUUCGUGAACUGAGGUUGGAGGACAUUACUGGACCGAAGGAGUUUAUUAUAGAGGAGAGCUUUUGCAUGCUAAUAAAGCUUGAACUCAUUAGCCUAGGAAGUUUUCGAAAAUGGCUUUACCCAGCCAAAGAAGGCUCUUCCCUGGGUGGAGACUUGUUGCCACUGGAUACUCAUAUGUUCCCUCUUUUGCAAGUGCUGAUUAUUAGAGAUUGCUCAAAACUCUUGGGGUUUCCUUUCUCAAACCACAUUGUUUCCCCAGAUUGGUUUCCGAAACUACAAGAGCUUGAGGUACUAUACUGUCCAGAAUUCUCGUCAGUGAUUCCCAUCUCCUGGAUUGAAAGUUUGUGUUCUGUCACGAUGAAAUCUGUAAAGCAACUAGAGAAGUUUGCAUACUCAAAAUCAUCUGAUGGAGCAGAAUUGGAAAUUAUUGGAAAGGGUGAUCUGCGUAGCUUAGACCAAGUGUUAGUUUUUGAUAAAGACACAGGUCUUGGGGAACUGACACUGGAGAUGUGCCCACCUCUGGAGUUGAAGCACCUUCUGAUGCUAACGUCACUGAAGAAAUUGAUUGUAAAAAGCUCAGAUGAUCUGGUUGGACUACUAGGAGGCCAGGGUGAUGUGGAAAGGCAGCUCCCACUUUGGUUUCCCAAACUACAAAAGCUUGAGAUAUGGGACUGUCCAGAAUUCUCGUCAGUGAUUCCCAUCUCUUGGAUUGAACGUCUACGCUGUGUCACGAUACGAUGUGCAAAGAUGCUAAAGGAGUUUACGUACUCAAAAUCAUCCAAUGGAGCAGAAGUGGAAAUUAUUGGAGAGAGUGAUUUGCAUAGCAUAGACCAAGUGUUAAUUUUUGAUAAAGAAACAUGUCUUGAGAAGCUCACACUCAACAGGUGCCCACGUCUGGAGUUGAAGCACCUUCUGAUGCUAACCUCCUUGAAGACAUUGUUUGUAUUUCAUUCAGAUGCUCUGGUUGGGCCACUAGGAGGUCAGGGUGAUGUGGAAUGGCAGCUCCCUAUUGAGCAUAUGCGGAUCUGGGACUUAAAUGGUAAUAGUGGGGAGGAAUUGACAGAUCUCCUCCCCCACCUCCCAAAGCUCUCCAAAUUGGAAAUAGAUGAGUGUAAAACAUAAAGGAACGCCCUUUCAACAUAAAGGAGCACCCGUCUGCAGCUUCUUCUCUUCUGCCCUCACCAAGCUGGAACUUUAUGGGUGGGACUACAAAGGGAUGAAGCGCUUCAGCAGGGAGCAAGAGAACGCCCUUCUGCUCCUCCUCCCUGCAGGGCUGCGCAACUUUACCGGCCUCAAGGAAUUAUCAAUCAACCACUGUCCAAGCAUCUCGUCAUUACCCAACGAUGGCCUCCCCAAAUUACUGCAAGAGCUAAAUGUCAGAUGGUGCUCCAACCAGGAGCUAAAACAGCAGUGGAGGGGGUUAAUGGGAACCAUCCCCAAAGUCAUGAUAGACUUCUGAUCCAAGUGUUAGGGACCAAUGGAUCAUCUGGCAUAAUUUUGGAAAACAACGGAUUGUCAGUGUUUUGCUGCUGAUCAUGUUUGAAGUUUUGCCAUCCAGGAUCUUCAGAAGAAUAUCAGUGCAUGUGUGGAGCCAGUUUAGAGCAUAGGCAGCAGUAGCACUCUCAAGUGAAUCAGGAUGUCGAUUAAUGCCGGGAAUUUACUUGGUGCCCCCAACUAUUUACAUGCGAAACCUGCCUAUCUACUGAUGGGACUAUGAAUCUCCUCGGAAGAAAAAGAUUGAGUUCGGGGAAAGUGUGCCAAAUCCAUCUUAAGCGCAUGCUGGUCGCUGUGGAGUUGCUGCAGCCAUUGCCAAUAGCAUCCCCCAAAGCGCAUUGUCAAGCUGUUGUUGCAUAUGAUAUUUUCGAAGGUAUCCCCGUGUUUGCUGCUGCAUUGUGCAAGAAAAGGAUCAAGGCCAUAAUGGCAAACAAGAAAGAUUACCAUUUCCUUAAUGUGCAGAUGACAGCCUUUCAUCACGAAAAACUGACACUGCAAAGGUGUGAGUAAUUGGUGAAGGUUUUGUACUCACGGUUCUCGCCAAGAACUGCAACUCCAGCAGAACGUUUAUUCAUGUGAGAAUUGGAGUGCUGCCAAGGAAUUGAAUUGCGAGUCUACGGAAUAAGAAUGCUAAUGAAGAAGAAGCCUUUCCUAGAAACAACCAGACUGCAUCUUCUGAAGAAAUCGACACUUCUCAUGUUAUCUGAAGAAAUCGACACCCAACGGUUAUCUUCAAUCAAAUCUAACAGCAACGUACCACCACUUUCCACGGAGUUCCGACACACUGCCACACCCUUGAUCGUGCAUCCAACGGCUCUGAAGACUAGAGCUGCCACUAUUUGAAUUACUUUUACUGUCUCCUUGUUCAGCAGCUUUUACAUUAUUAGCAUUAUAAAAGCUACCUUUCACUAGCUCAAAAAAGAAGUUACCUUUCACUGGUUGUAACGGGUACAAAACGCCAGAUCGAUCUGAUAGCCCUGGAGCUCAACUUCCUGUACUUGGGGUAAAUCCCAGCCGCCAUGUCCUGGCUGGCGUGAACGUGUAUCCUUAAUUCACUAUAUAUUCUCUGUCACGGCCAUCCUCUGAAUUCACCUGGCUGCUAGGUGUGAUCUGAGAGUAAUUUAGUUUUGUCAACUAGUUGGGUCUUGUCACUCCUUUGCUGCUACUUGUUCCUCUCAGGAGAAGAAUGCUGCUGAUCUCAUCUGGCUUGCUUGAAGCCAUGACCUUCAGUUGUGUUCUGGAAAUCCUGUAGAUCAUCGCCAAAUUAGGGCCCAAGAUAUCAUCAUCACCAUAGGAGAGGAGAGGAGUACCAUUUUACUGCAUUUUGUGCAUCGAGCGGCUCAAGAUGCUCGUCAAAUAUAUGAGCUUCUUUUCUUCUCCAUGAACUGCAUGGUCUUGUGCUUCAGAACUGGUAGCAGCUGUUAACUUUGUGAUGUUGUACACAAUGAAGUUUCUCUUUUGAAGUGAUGAAACAUCUUAGACAUGCUACAUAUAAAUUAUCAUUGUCAUCAUCUGAUGAGACA
Aegilops tauschii subsp. strangulata is the source of this 6336-nucleotide messenger RNA. The record is from RefSeq and is a predicted model, not a curated record. Lineage: Eukaryota; Viridiplantae; Streptophyta; Magnoliopsida; Poales; Poaceae.